Molecule: messenger RNA, 1752 nt
Organism: Beauveria bassiana ARSEF 2860
Lineage: Eukaryota; Fungi; Ascomycota; Sordariomycetes; Hypocreales; Cordycipitaceae
Product: protealysin-like protein
Exons: 4
Coding region: 1-1752 (583 amino acids)
Biological process (GO): proteolysis
Molecular function (GO): metalloendopeptidase activity
Source: RefSeq, a predicted model, not a curated record
AUGUGCAACCAACGCUGCUAUAUCGUCCCUCCCCAUCUCUUGCAGGCCAUUGCUGACUCGACUAGCAAUUCUGAAAAAGUUCGGAAGGCUGCCAAAGCAUCCCUUCUUGCUCGCGAAAAGGUGUCUCUGGCCCGCACAGAGCUCUUUGCCACCCUUACCCAGCCGCGGGGAUACACCAUCCAGCAGCGACAUCAUAUUGUUCCUCCACACGUAUUCAGACAAAUAUCUGACGCUGAAGUAAACAACGAGAAGACGCGCAAGCGCGCAAAGGAUAACCUUGAGCACGUCGAAGGCGUCAUUGCGCAAUACAAGUCUUCUCAAGAGAAAGACGCCCAGAAAAGUAUCGAUGCACAGGCCAAGUCAGGAAAGGAAACAUGCCGUGCCGUGUACGAUGCCCAACAUACUACCAACGAAGAUAGCCUGCCAGGCAAGCUUAUCCGAAAAGAAGGCCAAAAAGCUGCCAAGGAUAAGGCUGUCAACGAAGCUUUUGACAACGUCGGAUCGACCUUGAAAUUUUACAAAGAGCACUUUGACUGGAUCUCGACUGACAACAAGAAUGCUGAUGUCAUCAGCUCAGUUCAUUUCGGCGAGGAGUACGAAAACGCAUUCUGGGACCCAACUGUCCGUCAGAUGGUUUUUGGAGAUGGAGGCGAUUUCCUCAAUAACUUUACCGCCUCGGUCGAUGUCAUCGGCCACGAGCUCACGCACGCUAUUACCGAGCACACUAGCCCCCUUGACUACCAAGGCCAGCCUGGUGCUCUAAACGAGCACGUCUCGGAUGUGUUUGGCAUCAUGGUAAAGCAAAUGGUCGAGGACGAAGAGUCUGAUGCUGCUGAUUGGCUCAUCGGAGAAGACUGUCUCCUUCCUGGUGUCAAAGGCAUGGCUCUCCGCAGCAUGAAGGAGCCCGGUACUGCCUAUAAUGACCCUCGCUUUGGAAAAGAUCUUCAGGUAUCGCAUAUGAAGGAUUUCAAGCAAAUGUACGAAGACAAUGGCGGUGUCCACAUCUUUUCUGGCAUCCCAAACAAGGCUUUUUAUCUUGCCGCCACUGCAUUUGGCGGCUACUCGUGGGAAAAGGCCGGCCAAAUCUGGUGGAAAACCAUGAACUCGGGCAAAAUACCAUCUAGAUGCACAUUUUUGCAAUUCGCGGAUGUCACCGUUGAUGUAGCCGAAGAAGAAUUUAAGGCUGGUAAAAUCGUUCGCAAGGCUUUGGACGACGUCGGCGUCAGUCGAGGUGUUUUGGACGAACCAGACGGCGAAGACCCAGAUGGCGAAGACGAUGGCGACAAAGAUGACGAUGACUGCAAUGAUGAUGAUGGCGAUGCUGACAACGAUAAUGAUGAUGAUGAUGGCGAUGCUGACAACGACAAUGAUGAUGAUGAUGAUGGCGAUGCUGACAACGACCAAGGUGAUGACGAUGACGCUGAGGAUGACGCUGAUGAUGAUGAUGACUGUGACGGAAAAAAUGGCGACAAGAGCAACAAGAGUGACAAGGGUGAUAAGGAUGGAAAGAAUAGCAAAGGAGGUACAGACGGCGGAUGUGAUGGCAAUGACGAUGAUGAAGGCGAUGGUAAAGGCGACGACAAAGAUGGCAAUGGCGGCAAAAAUGGCAAAGAUGGUAAAGGAGGAAAAGGAGGCAAAGACGGUAAAUGUGAUGGCAAGGGUGACGGUACAGGCGGCGGUAAAGAUGAUGGGAAAAGUGAUGGGAAAAAUGACAAGACUGACAACGAUGAAGGAGAUUGCGGCUGCAAUUAG